UUGUCAAUGAUUUACCUCAGUGUUUUGGAGUCCAGCGGCCUCCAUGCUGCUUCUAGCAGUGCUUGCCCCACAGCAUCCUGAAGCCUAAAGAUCUGCAGCUAAUCUAUAGCAAACAUUUACAUAUGGAGAAACCAUGUGGUGGGGCUUGUGUCAGCUUUCUCCUUUGAUUCUGUCUAUAUGCUCGCUGGCUUUAGCAGCAUGUCAGGCCACAGCUACAGCACACAGGGAGCUUGAGACAUUGUCUUCCCAGAGAAGAAGCAGCAGAGAUGUUAAUUCUCCAGCUCCUGUUGACUGUCAGCUGAGCCAGUGGUCAGAAUGGACUGAUUGCUUUCCUUGCCAAGAGAAAAAACAUCGGUACCGGAGGCUGGUGCAGCCGGCGCAGUUUGCAGGGCAGCAAUGCGCAGGGCAUCUUUGGGAUGAGCAAGCUUGCCGUACAGAGACGACAUGCACUGGACCCCCCAGCUGUGGGAAGGACUUUCAGUGUGAGGAAACAGGUCGCUGUAUUAAACGACAUCUUGUGUGCAAUGGGGAGCCAGACUGCAGAGAUGGGUCUGAUGAGGAUAACUGUGAGGAUGAAGACAUUGAAAGCCCUUGUGAACAGCUGUUCCCAAUCCCAGGGUCUGAAAAAGCAGUCCAAGGAUACAAUAUCCUAACACAGGAAGGGAAACAGUACAUAUAUGACCCUAAUUUUUUUGGAGGCCAAUGUGAGUAUGUCUACAAUGGAGAGUGGCGGGAGCUGAAGUACGAUGCUGCAUGUGAACAUCUGUACUAUGGAGAUGACGAGAAGUAUUUCCGCAAGCCUUACAACUUCCACAUAUACCAGUUCCUAGCUCAUGCUGAUUCUGGAUUCACUUUUGAGUUUUAUGAUGAUUCAAAGGAUCUGCUCGAUGCCCUUAAAAGCGAUAAAUCCAGAACAAGAGGCUUUACCAUUGGAAUCGGGUAUACAGGACCAGCGUUCCAGUUAGACCUGGGCUUCACUUUAUCAGGUGGCAAAGGAUCCCUGAAGAAUUUCACACAAUACGCUACAAAGGAGGUUGGUUUCAUUAGAGGUGUGACAAAGGUGCAGACAGCCCGUUUCCAGAUGAGAAGGGACAACAUUGUUUUGGAUGAAGAUGUGUUGCUCUCCCUGCAGGAGCUUCCAGACACCUAUAACUAUGGCAUGUACGCCAGAUUCAUCAAUGACUAUGGUACCCACUUCAUGACAUCUGGCACUAUGGGAGGUGUCUUUGAGUACAUCCUUGUCAUUAACAAGGAGGAAAUGAGAAGAAAAGGCAUCAGCGCUGAAGAGAUAAGUGGCUGCAUGGGCUGGUCAAUUGGCCUUACAGGCAGCAUGAAUAAAGCGCAUUUGGGAGCAUCCAUAUCAUCCUCUGACUGUGCAAAGAAAGGAUUUCUAAAAACCGAUGCUGAGAGCAACAGUGCAGUUGUAGAAGAUAUUAUUCCCCGGAUUAGAGGUGGAGAUAGCAGUUACAGCGGAGGACUCUUAAACAGUUGGGAUGGCAAUAUGUAUCGUCACUGGGGAAGGUCAUUAAAAUAUAAUCCUGCUGUUAUUGAUUUUGAGUUGCAGCCCAUCCAUGAAAUUCUCCGUAGAAGCAGCCUCGGCGACAUGGAAACCAAGCGGCAACACCUGAAACGGGCUUUGGAUGAUUACUUGUUGGAGUUUAACGCCUGUCGCUGUGGACCCUGCCAGAACAACGGUGAACCUGUUUUGGUGGGAGACACGUGUUUCUGCCAGUGUCGACCAGGUUACAGAGGCCCUGCCUGCGAGCAGACAAAGCGCCAAGGCAGCAAGAUGGAUGGGCGCUGGAGCUGCUGGUCAGCCUGGAGUCCCUGUCAGUCAGGCACAGCGCAGCGCAGGCGGCACUGCAACAACCCGGCCCCGCAGCACGGUGGGGAGCCCUGCAUGGGGAGCAACCUGCAGAGCAAAGCCUGCUGAAAACCACAUUGCUCUACACAGGCCGAGACCAGUUUGGAGUCUGUGCAGGGCUAGAAGCACUCCAGGCAUGAUCCCACAAUGGAUUUACCCUGGGGAAAAAGAAUUGACCAUCAUUGCAUUCUUAUAUGUAUGGAGACAGGAUGGAUUCAGUGUGUAAAACCAGACCUAUUGCUCCAGCUGCCUGAAUGCAGAUGCCCCCACACCACAAAAGGUGAUGGGAGCCCCAUCAGUUCACAGUGGCUGCAAUACAGGAGAUGGUGGAGAACCCACACAGGGGGUUUUGCUGCUGUGUGACCCUGUCAUGAAAUAAAUUUACUGGAAGUGUUUGCAUAAGUA
Molecule: messenger RNA, 2269 nt
Organism: Neopsephotus bourkii (Bourke's parrot)
Lineage: Eukaryota; Metazoa; Chordata; Aves; Psittaciformes; Psittacidae
Gene: C8A
Product: complement C8 alpha chain
Exons: 11
Coding region: 134-1933 (599 amino acids)
Biological process (GO): immune response
Cellular component (GO): membrane attack complex
Molecular function (GO): protein binding
Source: RefSeq, a predicted model, not a curated record